Messenger RNA from Gopherus evgoodei (Goodes thornscrub tortoise), 4702 nucleotides. RefSeq lists its product as uncharacterized. NCBI's taxonomy places the organism in Eukaryota, Metazoa, Chordata, Testudines, Testudinidae. The record is from RefSeq and is a predicted model, not a curated record. Gene Ontology annotation, biological process: regulation of DNA-templated transcription.
AGCUCUCAGAAGGAAAAUGCAGGCUCCUGCUGUCCGUGAACACACUCCUGUGAGCGAAGCCCAUCAUCACACUACACAGAUCUCCUUGUGGACAGUAGUCGCUGCCAUCCAAGCCGUGGAGAGGAAGGUGAAUUCCCAUGCCACGCGAUUACUGAAUCUGGAGGGGAGAACAGGGACAACUGAGAAGAAGUUAACAGACUGUGAGAGGACAGCGAUGGAAUUUGGUAACCAGCUGGAGAGUAAAUGGACUAUUUUGGGAACUCUGAUCCAGGAGAAUAACUUCCUGCAGAGGAGGCUAGAGAACAUGGAGAACCUGCUAAGAAACAGGAACUUUUGGAUCUUAAGACUGCCCCCAGGCACUAAGGGAGAAGUCCCCAAGGUGCCGGUGACAUUUGAUGACGUCUCCGUCUAUUUCAAUGAGCAGGAGUGGGAGAACUUAGAUGAAUGGCAGAAAGAGCUUUACAAGAAUGUGAUGAAGGGGAACUAUGAGACCCUGAUCUCCCUGGACUACGCUGUUUCUAAGCCAGAUGUUUUAUCGCGCAUUGAGCGAGGGGAGGAGCCGUGUGUCGGGGAUCAGUGGGAAUCUCUGGAAGGAUUGGAGGAAAGAGUCCAGAAGAAGGAAGGGCUGGUGGAAGGAGAAAUCCCUGUGGACCCCAGCGCAGGCCAUGCCAUUUCCAACCCUGACAUCCUGCCCCGGGCUGAAGGAGGGGAGGAGCCGUGUAUCGGGGCCCUGGGGGGUUCUGCAGACAGAGAAAUUUCCCAGGAGCCCAGCACAGUUUCCACAUCUGACACUUUAACCUGGAUUAAAGAAGAGGAAGAGCUGGAUGCUGGGGACCAGCAGGAAUUGGGGGAAGGAAGAAUUCUCACAGGCUCCAGCAUGGCAAAUGAUGGGACAGCAAACAAAGAGGAGGAGAAGCCCCAGGAGGGAUGUCUGGAAAAGUUAAAACCGAAGGAGGAGGUUUUGCAGAGCCUACAGCAGGGAGCGGCUGCACAGCUGUCAAACCCUGCAGUCACCAGAAUGGAGCAAUCAACCCAGUGUGGCCGAGACUUCAGCCUGCUCAAGGGCUUUGUGGUGCAGCCAGGGGAGAAGCCCUUUGCCUGCAGUGAAUGCGGGAAAAGCUUCCGGCUGAAGGGGAAUUUGGUCAAGCACCUGCGGAGCCACGCCACGGUGCGGCCCUACAAGUGCAGCGAAUGCGAGAAGAGCUUCAACGGCCAGUCGGAGCUGCUGCGACACCAGAUGAUUCACCGCGGGGAGAAGCCCUACAAGUGCAGCGAGUGCGAGAAGAGCUACAGCCGCAAGGUGUAUCUGCUCAACCACCAGCGCGUGCACACAGGGGAGCGGCCCUUCCAGUGCAUGGUGUGCGAGAAAAGCUUCCGGCAGAAGGCCGUGCUCAUCUCGCACCAGCGCCUGCACACUGGCGAGCGCCCCUACAAGUGCACCCAGUGCGACAACAGCUUCAGAAAAUCCAAGCUCAACAACCACUACCGCAUCCACACGGGAGAGUGGCCUUACAAGUGCCCCAAGUGUGACAAGAGCUACAGCCGCAAGGUGUACCUACUCAACCACCAGCGCCUGCACACCGGCGAGCGGCCCUUCCAGUGCACUGCGUGCAGCAAGAGCUUCAUGCUCAAGACGAGCUUCAUGAAGCACCAAAGAAAUCACGUGGAAGAGAGACCCCACCAGGGCAGCCCUGUUGCUAAAAGCCAUGGUGGGUCUGUUGACCAUCAGGGUAAUGACCUGGGAGAAGGGCUGAAACACCACAUUGAGUGUGGGAAAAGCUUCACGGGAAAGCCUGAGCUAGAGAGACACCAGCGGGUCCAUGUCAGGGAGCGGCCACAUCAGUGUGGCACAUGUGAAAAAAGCUUCCGAUAUGAGGAAUCUCUUAAAGAACAUCAGAGUUUCCACAGCACAGAGCAAGGGCAUCCAGAGGUUUCUUGGAGCCCCGGACAGGGAGCAGAGGCCGGACUCCUGGUUGUAAAGAUGGAAGAUACGUGGUACCAGGCCGCGGCUCCCUCCCUCCCUCCCUCCCGGCUGCGCUCGCUCUGCUCCGCCCGGCAGCGGGGCCGGGACUCUGCCCAGCCGGGAGCGGGAGCGGAGCUCGGCCGGGCCGGGCCCGCUGGAGAAGCCCCGCCCGCCGGCCCCAGGGGGGCCAUGGCCGAGCGGGCCGCUGCCCAGGCUCCUGCUGUCCGUGAACACACUCCUGUGAGUGAAGCCCAUCAUCACGCUACAGAGAUCUCCUUGUGGACAGUAGUCGCUGCCAUCCAAGCCCUGGAGAGGAAGGUGAAUUCCCAUGCCACGCGAUUACUGAAUCUGGAGGGGAGAACAGGGACAACUGAGAAGAAGUUAACAGACUGUGAGAGGACAGCGAUGGAAUUUGGUAACCAGCUGGAGAGUAAAUGGACUAUUUUGGGAACUCUGAUCCAGGAGAAUAACUUCCUGCAGAGGAGGCUAGAGAACAUGGAGAACCUGCUAAGAAACAGGAACUUUUGGAUCCUGAGACUCCCCCCAGGCACUAAGGGAGAAGUCCCCAAGGUGCCGGUGACAUUUGAUGACGUCUCCGUCUAUUUCAAUGAGCAGGAGUGGGAGAACUUAGACGAAUGGCAGAAAGAGCUUUACAAGAAUGUGAUGAAGGGGAACUAUGAGACCCUGAUCUCCCUGGACUACGCUGUUUCUAAGCCAGACGUUUUAUCGCGCAUUGAGCGAGGGGAGGAGCCGUGUGUCGGGGAUCAGUGGGAAUCUCUGGAAGGAUUGGAGGAAAGAGUCCAGAAGAAGGAAAGGCUGGUGGAAGGAGAAAUCCCUGUGGACCCCAGCGCAGGCCAUGCCAUUUCCAACCCUGACAUCCUGCCCCGGGCUGAAGGAGGGGAGGAGCCGUGUAUCGGGGCCCAGGGGGGUUCUGCAGACAGAGAAAUUCCCCAGGAGCCCAGCACAGUUUCCACAUCUGACACUUUAACUUGGAUUAAAGAAGAGGAAGAGCUGGAUGCUGGGGACCAGCAGGAAUUGGGGGAAGGAAGAAUUCUCACAGGCUCCAGCAUGGCAGAUGAUGGGACAGCGAGCAAAGAGGAGGAGAAGCCCCGGAAGGGAUGUCUGGAGAAGCUGGAGCCGCAAGGGAUGUCAUCGGUGAAAUCAGAAGAGGAGGCUUUGCAGAGCCUCCCACAGGGAGCGGCUGCACAGCUGUCAAACCCUGCAGUCACCAGAAUGGAGCAAUCCACCCAGUGCGACCGAGACUUCGGCUGGCUCAAGGGCUUUGUGGUGCAGCCGGGGGAGAAGCCCUUUGCCUGCAGUGAAUGCGGGAAAAGCUUCCGGCUGAAGGGGAAUUUGGUCAAGCACCUGCGGAGCCACGCCAAGGUGCGGCCCUACAAGUGCAGCGAGUGCGAGAAGAGCUUCAACGGCCAGUCGGAGCUGCUGCGACACCAGAUGAUUCACCGCGGGGAGAAGCCCUACAAGUGCAGCGAGUGCGAGAAGAGCUACAGCCGCAAGGUGUAUCUGCUCAACCACCAGCGCGUGCACACAGGGGAGCGGCCCUUCCAGUGCACGGUGUGCGAGAAAAGCUUCCGGCAGAAGGCCGUGCUCAUCUCGCACCAGCGCCUGCACACUGGCGAGCGCCCCUACAAGUGCACCCAGUGCGAGAAGAGCUACUGCCGCAAGGACUAUCUGCUCAGCCACCAGCGCCUGCACACCGGCGAGCGGCCCUUCCAGUGCACUGCGUGCAGCAAGAGCUUCAUGCUCAAGAGGAGCUUCAUGAAGCACCAAAGAAAUCACGUGGAAGAGAGUCCCCACCAGGGCAGCCCCACCUAGCCUGUUGGUCAUUGCCAACAUGGGUCUCUUGCAACAUGAGGACAUCUAUGUUACAAGUCUUCAAGCAAGUUUUCAAGAUACUCGCAUUUUGUCCAUGACACUCCUUCAUCAUUAAGUUGCAGGAUUCUUAUUCAAGGGCCUAUUUAGCAUGUCGUAUGGCCCUGAGGAGGAAUGAAUUGCUUCUCUAAUAACCGGGAGAUCGCUGAGUGAUAUUCGGUCGUUGAGUUGAUGGCAUUCAUUGUGAAUUCUCAUUUAGCAGAGUGGGCCCCCGUGAAAGCCGCCAUCUCCCACUCCAUUGUCCACUGUUAACCAAGAUUUAACAGGGCCUCUUGAGUGAGCCCAGCAAUAGGUACACAUACCGUUACAUUGCAGUGGGCUUGCAGUUAGCUGCUAUAGUGUUCAGGAUAUUGUAAAUAUCAACAAGCAAAUCCCACUUUUAACAUGGGCCCUAUUGCAAUGUGUAGAGACAGGCAGUGGGGUGGCUUCCUGUGGCUUCCUGCUUUCAGCUAGAUCCCUUUGCCUGAUUAUUUGUUUUUAAUCCUGCUCCCAUUCCGCUCUGCAGUACUCACUGCUCCUUCCACCUGCUCCUACAUUGUUUCUUGUAUUUUUAUCCUGCUUCUACCCUGAAAAACCUUAGAUCCUGCAAGAGAGAGAGAUUCCCCCAUGGUACUUAAAAAAAAACAAAAAAACACAUGGUCAGUUAAGUGUGCGUGUGUGUGUGUGUGUAAUUCAGACACAAGUUUUACCUCUAAAACAAAUCUUGCUUAAACCAUGUAAAAAACCCCAAACCAACCUUUAGCUCUUGUUAUAAUAGACAUCAGAUCUUUCUAUUCCUUGCUUACAUUUUCGUAUUAAAGCCUUUAUUAAAAAAAAAUAAAAUAAAAUCUUGUUUUACACUGCUGAAAA